Rhizoctonia solani is the source of this 1245-nucleotide messenger RNA. RefSeq names its product geranylgeranyl pyrophosphate synthetase. The coding region runs from base 1 to 1245 and encodes 414 amino acids. The transcript has 3 exons. Lineage: Eukaryota; Fungi; Basidiomycota; Agaricomycetes; Cantharellales; Ceratobasidiaceae. The record is from RefSeq and is a predicted model, not a curated record.
AUGGAAAACGUUCUGUUUUUGGGUCUUUCUGGCGUUGUGGCUUCAAUCCGACCGCCGUCAAAUGGUACAGGCAAUUCACCAGUAGAAGUCUCCAAUCUCAAAGCACUGGGAUCGUACAACUGGGUGGAGGAUCAAGUUCCCACAAUUGCUAUUCCGGGUGGGUCCACGACGUCCUCCUAUGUGGAAAGAACAACCCUCGCCCAUCGAAUUGAGUGGAGAUAUAGGAAACCGUUCUUCGAUGAAGAUAUUGCACGAAAGUGCGGCUAUCCUCUCGAACCGGAUCUGCUUGCUAUCAAAGUAUCCCAGGCAACAGACCCAAGCUUCAAGCUGUCCGAAGAAAAUAUUGACAUUGUCACGAAUCGAAAUAACCUACGAAAGCUAAUUGAAUUCGCCAACUCGGGAACCGGUAACAGAGGACAGUACCGCUCUGAGAACUUUCGCAUAGACGCUCAACUCGCACCUAAUGGGAGGACGAUGGUUCUCACACGAUACGAAGCGCGAAGAUCUGAGCGGCAGUCGAACAACCGCUUUAUUGGAUUCGACCAUAUGUUCGAGAGAAUCGCUACCGAAGAAUUACCGAGCAUUCGUGCUACCAAUUCUGGCGGUCGUACAGUUCACCUCCGCCCAGUUGGGUAUCACCGAAUUGUUCGCUACGAUCUACUCGGCAUGCGAUUCCUCGUACGUUCUCGGGUAGACGCGAUGCUCCAAGGACCUUCAAACUCAGGUUAUGAAUCAUCUGCCGAACAAGAUAUUGACGGCCUCUCGAAAGUACUCGAGCAGAUUAAAUUGAAACUAGACUCUGUUGAUACUAGCCUCCCCAUUCUCCAUGAAGAAGCAGCCGGAAUGCGAUAUGUCAAUUUUGGGGAGUUUGUCCCCCAGGAUUCAUUGAUGGAUAUUAAACUGGCUCAUAAACAUCAUAUUAAUUGGAAUAACGUCUACUCUCAGUACUUUUUAUCCCAAACCCCCAACCUCAAAAUAGCCGACAGAACCACGGUUGGGCGCAAGUGCUUUGUUGCGCAAGUAGAUACGUACGGAAAAGACUCAUUGAAGACCGAGCACGAGAAACGAUCGCAACAGUUCCGAAACCUUGUUGCUGUAUUGAGGGAAAUGAGGCGGACUCUGCAGGCGCGUGGAGGCUCCUCUCAACCAUUGGCGUUUGUAUACUGCCAAAAAGGCAAUUUAAAGGCCUAUAUAAUUCGAGAGAAAGGGGAGUAUCUUUCGGAAGAAGGACUCGAAACUUUCUGA